Molecule: messenger RNA, 3991 nt
Organism: Temnothorax curvispinosus
Lineage: Eukaryota; Metazoa; Arthropoda; Insecta; Hymenoptera; Formicidae
Exons: 6
Coding region: 1845-3083 (412 amino acids)
Source: RefSeq, a predicted model, not a curated record
CCCUACAGUGCAACUUUAGUUCGAAUAUUUCGCAUUACGUAGCUAGUCGACGCGUUCGUUCAGAAAAUGUGCUGGAGAACCUGUCGCAACUCAAAACAUUUUAACUCGAGACAGACACGAAAAAAGAAAGGGACAGCAAACUGGUUUUACUGAUAUUUGAAAAACAUGUUUUCCCAGCUAGUAUGCCAAUAUAUACUUUGUAACACUCGACAGGCGCACCGGAAUAGUUAAUGAAGAAAUAUAGCGCACAAAAUAACAAGAACGAGUAAAUUAAUGAUGAUCGAGAGAGACGAGACUGAGUAAACAGUACCGAGAAAAAGCCAAGUAGAGCAAGUGAUAUUAUUACGCAGGUGCGUUCGCGUGGGAAGAGAAAGAGAAAAUGUUCCGCGUCGAUUUUGUGUAAAUGUUUCCCUCUCAUACGCGAGAAAUCUAUUUUUGACUCUCGUCACGAAAACAAAAAUACAAAUAUGAUCCGCGCGUACACUCGGGGCUAUUAUGUUUCCAACGUAAAUUUAGGCACUAGUCGAAUAAUAUGAAAUAUACGCUUCGGUAUAUGUGAUGCGCGAGUUCACAGGUUAAGGCAUUAACGACCCCACACGUAGGUACGCGCGGGAAAAGGAGAGAAGGGAGGAUUUCGUCAUCUUUUUCCAAACUUCUCCGAUUUCUCGGAGAUCCCUCCCUUUUCGAACGCAGGAUCACGCGAUGCAUAGGGUGUCGUAACAAGCGCGAACUCGCGUGCAACUGUCACGUGUUGUGGACGCACGAAAAGUGGGAGAGGGAGAGAGAGAGAGAGAUAGUGGGAGUACGGAAGGUAGGCUAGGCGCUGGAAAGAGCGCGACGCACAUAUACACAUAUAUAUAUACAUAUAUGUAUAAACGAAAUAAUGCUAGAGCGUAUACGUCUAACGUCUAUACGUCAGUCGGCCUCCAUCGCGCGCGCGUCAUCGUCGGGUCGUGCUGCGUCGUGCAAAACGGCGCACAAAGCGCAUCGUUCCGCAGCUUCCUCGCGAAAUCCGUGUCGACCGUCGGCCUCGAGCCGUCCGCCGCCGUCAACCGCGUCAACGUCGCGAUCGUCGUCGACGUCGUCGAGACGCAGUCUCAUAUUUCAUAUUCUCGAGGAACGAGGCAACGAGGCGCGCGGAGACAAAGAGACGUGCGUGCGGGCGUCCUGGCGCAGGUACACGGGUAGACAGUGGAGAGAGAGAGAGGGGGAGAGAGAAAGAAAGGAGAGAAUAGCAUCGCCGAAGUGUGUAUAUAUCGGUGGUCCACUAGGACACUAGUGACUAGUGACGGCAUGACGGGGGUGUGUUGCUCCUCGUUCCUCGACCAACAGCUGUAGCCGCAACUUGGUCUUUCUCCGCCUCGCUUCUACGCUCCAUUCUUUCCCUGUAUCCCACCCCCGCCCCGCCCCGACAGCGGCAGUGGCAGCGGCAGCAGCUGAAGAAGACCCUCGGCAGAGCUGGACAGAGCCACGGAGCAUACGUCGUCGCAUUGCGUCGCACGUCGCACGUCGCACUCGCUGAACUCGCUCUAGAGACCAGUAGAGACUGUCACGACUCACGCGUGCUAUUAAUAUACUCCUCCGUAGUGCAGUGUACAGUUGUCCACGUCCACGAUCGUCUUUGCGUCUUUCGAGCGUGGAACGCUUGCCAUGCAGGACGGCGAGUAGCCGAGGCGAAGAACCGGAGGAGACUAGGAGAGAGACACGGUGACGCGCCACUAGAGAACGAGGGCGAGGGGAGAAGGAGCGUCGUCGCGCAUCGUGCACGCUGGACGACCGCCGUCGACGCCGCCACCGACGACUACGACGACGACGACGAGCGACGUGCCCGCGAUCCGAGGAGCAUGGAGCGACUCUGGGCGCGGGACCGACUCCUGGCCGGUCGCCGGGUCGUGAUACGGGCCACGGAGCUCCUGUGGGACGUGUGCUGCUGGAUGUAUCGUCGGGCGAUGGAAAUUCGGGUCGGCCCGGUCCCGGUCGGCCGCGAUAACGCCGAUGGCGACGCGGCGCCGCCGACGUCGUUGUCCCCGGAGGAGACGUCCGCGUCGCGCGGCCCCGACUCGGUGUGCCGCGGCGGGACCGCGGGGUGCCGGAGCGAGGUGUGCCGCUACUGCCGCGCCGUGGAGAAGACGCUGCUCUGGGAGAACUUGACCGUCAUCGUCAAAUCCCCCAGCCUGCACAUCCUGAUCCUGUUGAACGUGGUGUGGUGGACCUACGACUUGUGGGGGAUACCGGCAUCGCCGAUACUAUUAAAAUUUCUCGACGUAUAUUUUGUUAUCCAAGUAAUGACCGCUUUCAAUUUCAUGGACAUGGGCGCCCCAGCAGCGGAGCGUAGCUUUGGUGGUAGGGUACGUAGUAGUCUUCGCCGGCUGUGGAAAAGCCUGCGGAAGAUGCGGAGCGAGCAACCAGGAUUGCAUUGCGCCGUCCUUUGUCUCGUGGCCUUCGGCCUAUGGUUCCUCGCUCACCUCAAUUUGUCAACGCUUUGCACGAUAUAUUGGGGCGGUGUACUGGUAAUCCUGAUACUGCAUCUAUUACACCUAAAACUGCCUGACAAAGUAUCGGAGUACUUCAAGUCGCAGAGAGGUAUAAUCGAAAGCAUCAAGAAUUUCCCUGAGAAAAAGACUGAUAUCUCGAAGAUUAAACACUGGCAAUGCAACAGCGAAAUCGAGGAUGAAUUUUUACCUAUAGUGACAGAGGCGAAUCUGCAGGUGCUGAAUCGAGUGGGAGAGACGGGCGAUCAUUCGCCAACGCCGACGAGCGUGCGGUCGGACACUCAGAACGAUUCUUUUUACGAGGAUUUCAUAGAGGGUCUCCAGGAGAUAGCGUUCAAUAUGCCCUACCACGGUGAAGGUAGCACCGACGGUGUCGAGCUAUCGGAGUUGGAACUCAGCGUCGGCGAGAACGACGCCGAAGAGGACGGCAUAAAGUUUCAGGCCGGUCACUUCGAGAAGAGCUCGUCGUCUUCUUCCGAGGAGGAAGUCUUCGACGGGAAGAAAAUAAUCGCGGUCAGCAGCGACGAGAGCAACGGCGAUAGUGACUUCGAGAUAAUCGACAAGGAGGAAAUAGCCAAGAUAGAGAUGUGAUGAAGCUCGACCGGUGUAAGAAAAUGAGAGAUUAUCGCGUGCGAUUAAGUUAUCAUGUAAAACUAGAAGAAAACCAUCUAUGAUCUCUGCACGCGGCCGCGAAUGAAAUAAAAAAGUUAAAUCGAGCUACGAGAUAAACAAUAGCGACUUCGCUUGAAACUUGUGUACGUGUUUCUCGGCCGAAUGUGAUGGUAAAUUGAAAUAAAUAAGAUGAUAUAUCGUUUAAGUCACACUACUGUCUCCCGAUCGCAACGUUGUACCCGUGCGCGUACAAAGUAUCGAUCUUGGUCGGAAAGCGCGAAGAUAAAAGCAAAAUUUAUUUAUUUAGACGAAUUCAGUCGAACGCCCGUAUUCUUCCUUCUCCACCGCUUCUAAUUUUGCGCCACUCUCCUAGUGUAAAAGAAGUAACGAAGAGUAGAUGGGCGGGGAUUUGAGAAUAAGGGGAUUCAACUGUAGAUACAUAUAUAUGUACAAUAUGAUACCACUGGUUACUGUAUUUAGUGUCAUGGAUGAUAAGUAAGCGUAUGUACAUUUGCAAUGUAAUAAAUAUGCACCUGUGUACAAACGUUUUAACCCGAAGAGUCAGUUUCGUUUGACCUACGUGCUGUGAUUAAGCACGUUGCAACGGCGUUGUAUGACGGUAAGGACGCGAAAGGUACCUAAUACGAUCAAUAAAAGCUGCACUCCGGUAGCAUAAACAACAAACAUUUUAGAUGUGUAAGAAUGUAUUAUAUUGUAACAUGUGUCCGUGAGAUGUGUAAAAAAAAAACAAUGCGCGAGAAGAUAUUGACGAGAUGUUUGUCGAGUCUGACGCAUUUUUGUAGCCCGUUUAUAAUUGAUGUUUGCCGUCUUGCUCCUGUCUACGCAUCUCGUAUAUUUGAAAAUACACGACAGACGAUACAAAAAUA